CAACUUGUCUUUGUCUACGCGGUUGGGACCUAGCCUGUGUGCUUCUUUAUAUUCUUUGCAGCAAUAAUGGAGGCAUCUAUCUCGCAGCCUCAUGCGCCUGCAUUCUGCUUCUCCAGGAUCCUUCCCUGAAGCUAGGAUCCUUCAAGUGUUCUUCUCCAGAAGCCUCGAUUUAUAGAAGCGCAGAUCCGUACCUGCAUCAGUCAUCAGAAAUGGCUAACCUACAGAGCCAGCAGAGCCUAGUAAGUACAUUACCAAAAGAACUACCUGCGACCUUUAUGAAGGAAAUUACCAGCGAUUUCGCCGCUGGGCGAGAACUCGGCCGUUCUGUAUUUGGAAUAGUUUACAAGGGGGUUCUGCCAGAAGGGGGCACGAUUGCUGUGAAGAGGCUGGCUGAAAACGCCCCAGUGGCACCUGGCAAAACAUUUGAUACCGAGGUUACAAAUCUUAUGGUACUUCAGCACGACAAUAUUGUACAGUUGGUUGGCUACUGCCAUGAAGCACAGAAGAAAGUGGUUCAGCAUAAUGGAAGAUAUGUGAUUGUAGACAUGGUCGAAAGCUGUCUGUGCUAUAAAUAUCUACCAAACGGAACCCUCGACAAGUAUCUUUAUGCGGACACUAGAUCCAUUAACUGGGACACGCAAUUCCAAAUAGUUAAGGGAAUCUGCCAGGGUUUACAUUUCCUUCACAAGGAAUUGGAUGGCCCCCUUAUUCAUAUGAAUCUUGUGCCUAACUCUAUAUGGUUGGAUGAUAACUGGGUGCCAAAGAUUGCCGAUUUUGGCCUCUCAAGACUUUUUGGCCAAGAGCAGACCCGGAUGUACACAGUCAAUGUCAAGGGACAUAAUGGGUACAUAGCUCCGGAAUAUCUAUACAGAGGUGAAAUCUCCACCAUGUCGGACAUAUAUAGUUUAGGCAUGCUUAUUCUUGAGAUCACGACCGGAGAGAAGAACAAUUCAGUUUCUGACGACAAAUCUGCAAGAAAAUUUGUUGACAGGGUACAUCAAAAUUGGAAGACAGAGGAGCAAAUAAUAUACAAGUACCCAUCACUAGAUCCAAAUGGCCUCCAGCAAGUAAAAACAUGCAUUGUAAUUGGGCUAAUGUGUGUGGAAGCUGAUCGGAACAAGAGGCCUUCCAUAGUGGAUAUUGUUGAUAAGCUCAAUGGCAAACGUGUACCAAUAUUUGACCAGGUCCCCCCUUCCUAGCAUCCAUGAAACAUGGUCUUUCCAAAGAGAAAUCGAUGUCCAAGAUGAAGUCAAACCUGCUGUAUGAUCUGUAGACGGCACUAAUUUUCUUCAGAACUAAUUGAGAUCCUUCGUUAAAUUUCUCUCUUACUGGCAACAAUGUACACUGCAUCAUCGGAGUACUUCUGCCUCUGUUGAUCUCAUCUUAAAGUAGAAUUUAUGUACCUUUGCUGCAUGGAAAAAUUUGCUACUUUUUUUCUGGACUUGGGGUGGAAAUUUUUUCGGUAUUCCACAUUA
This is a messenger RNA of Setaria italica (foxtail millet), 1475 nucleotides long. RefSeq names its product cysteine-rich receptor-like protein kinase 6. Gene Ontology annotation, molecular function: ATP binding; protein kinase activity. The coding region runs from base 210 to 1199 and encodes 329 amino acids. The transcript is spliced from 7 exons. The record is from RefSeq and is a predicted model, not a curated record. NCBI's taxonomy places the organism in Eukaryota, Viridiplantae, Streptophyta, Magnoliopsida, Poales, Poaceae. Gene Ontology annotation, biological process: protein phosphorylation.